CCCUUCUGCAAGCCAAGACAGCAGCACUGUCAGCUUGUCACCUGGGUCACCGCCAUUGUCACCAACACCACAGAGAACCUCCACCAUGAUCUUCAGAUUCCUCCUGCUUCUCUCAGUCGUGGCUUGCGUCGCCUUCUCACAAAACAUCGUGGGGGGGCGGCCUGAAACAUGCCUGUGCCAGAAAACUCGGGACAGUCUCAGGGUUAAUCGUCGGUACAUCGAGAACAUUGAGAUUUUUCCCCCAUCAAACUUUUGCAUGAAGCUGGAAAUCAUUGUCAACCUGAAGAAUGGGAACAAGUACUGCCUGAAUCCUGAAGCCCAGAAAAUCCGCCAAAUGAUAAAAAAUUUGCAGUCGAAGUACAUGCCCUGAUAUGGAGGGAGGUGACCACCCCCCCAGCUGGCAUCUGAUUGGACACUGAAGCUGGACACCCUCCCCCUGCCCCCAGAUACAGGAACCACGCAGUCCUACUGAUACUCAUACAGAAUGUAUCCACUUGUGUCAUUUAGAUAAUUAAUUGUACAAACAUUGUUGUCUAUUGAUGUGUUCGUAUUGUUACUAAUCACAACCCUGUACUGCAUAAGUGGUUGUGGAAGAUGGCUGUAUUCUGCAUAAUGCAAAAUAUAUUUCUCUAUUGCUGAUAUUUUCUUAAUAUAUAUUUUCCUAUGUAUUGUUAUAUAUAUUUUCUAUGUAGUAUAGCACUAUGUGGCAAGUUGCAUUCAGUUUUUACAUUAUAUAAUAUACUCAUUUAUUAUUAUUUAACUGUAUUCAAUUAAUAAAUACAAAAAACAAA
Paramormyrops kingsleyae is the source of this 791-nucleotide messenger RNA. RefSeq names its product C-X-C motif chemokine 10-like. The record is from RefSeq and is a predicted model, not a curated record. Gene Ontology annotation, molecular function: chemokine activity. NCBI's taxonomy places the organism in Eukaryota, Metazoa, Chordata, Actinopteri, Osteoglossiformes, Mormyridae. Gene Ontology annotation, cellular component: extracellular region. Gene Ontology annotation, biological process: chemotaxis; immune response; defense response.